CUGCAACCAGCAUGAGGACUCUUAAGGAAAAAAUCAUCAUAAUAUCGGUUUUCCUGUCUUUGAUCUGUGCCAUUCAGGUCAAUUCCCUGCCUCUGCCUGAACACUUGAAUGAUUUGAUCCGGCGGACCAAACGAUCCCUGCUGUGGCGUUGGAACAGCAUGAAACCUGUUGGCGCCAGCUGCAGAGAUCACUUAGAAUGCGCUACAAAACACUGCAGACAGUAUUUGUGCAGUUUGUAA
Xiphias gladius (swordfish) is the source of this 239-nucleotide messenger RNA. RefSeq names its product liver-expressed antimicrobial peptide 2. The coding region runs from base 12 to 239 and encodes 75 amino acids. Gene Ontology annotation, biological process: defense response to bacterium; antimicrobial humoral immune response mediated by antimicrobial peptide. The record is from RefSeq and is a predicted model, not a curated record. NCBI's taxonomy places the organism in Eukaryota, Metazoa, Chordata, Actinopteri, Istiophoriformes, Xiphiidae. The transcript is spliced from 3 exons.